AAUUAGAGAAGCAGUAUGGAAGCGUUGACUGUUUGAGAGCAUAUACUCUAAUAUGCCUUACCUGUUUCUUUAAAUACCCCAUCUACUCAAUCACUCCACACCGCUUCUUCUCACAUCCUUCUCCUCCUUCAAAUUCAUUCUAUCUCUAAAACAGUAAUUGCAGAGCUACCCUCUAUCUUCAGAAGGUAUAGCUUUGGAAGAAGAGAGUAGCCAUGCCUCGACAGCAACUGCAAGUGCUCAAUGCACUUGAUACAGCGAAAACCCAGUUAUACCAUUUCACGGCGAUUGUCAUCGCCGGAAUGGGUUUCUUCACCGAUGCAUACGAUCUCUUCGCAAUUUCCCUUUGCACCAAAUUGCUUGGUCGUAUCUACUACCACGUAGAAGGUGCAGCGAAGCCCGGAACUCUACCCCCUGGUGUGAACUCCUCGGUCACCGGCGUUGCUCUUGUCGGAACAUUAGCUGGUCAACUCUUCUUCGGGUGGCUUGGUGAUAAAAUGGGUCGGAAAAAAGUCUACGGUAUGACCUUGGCUAUCAUGGUUAUAUGCUCCCUCGCUUCGGGGUUCUCGUUUGGAAGGGAACGAAGAUCUGUCAUGGCUUGCCUUUGUUUCUUCAGAUUCUGGCUUGGGUUUGGGAUCGGUGGUGAUUAUCCUCUCUCUGCUACGAUUAUGUCGGAAUACGCUAACAAGAAGACCCGUGGUGCGUUUAUCGCUGCUGUUUUCGCCAUGCAAGGGUUUGGCAUUUUGACUAGUGGGAUUGUAGCUUUAGUUGUGUCCGCUUCUUUUGAUCAUGCUUUUAGUGCUCCUUCGUAUGCAACGAACGCUAUUUUGUCUACACCCUUACAAGCCGACUACGUCUGGCGUAUUAUCCUCAUGUUUGGUGCUAUUCCAGCAGCGUUGACUUAUUACUGGCGUAUGAAGAUGCCGGAAACUGCACGUUACACUGCUCUAGUUGCAAAAAACGCUAAACAAGCGGCAUCAGAUAUGGCUCGAGUUUUGCAAGUUGAUAUUGAAGCCGAAGAGCAAAAGGUGGAGGUAAUUUCUCAGGAUACCAGAAACUCAUUCGGAUUGUUUUCAAAAGCAUUCCUCCGUCGCCAUGGACUCCACUUACUCGGAACUACCAGUACAUGGUUCUUACUUGACAUCGCUUUCUACUCACAAAACCUUUUCCAAAAAGACGUUUUCAGUGCCAUUGGGUGGAUCCCACCGGCAGCGAAAAUGAAUGCCAUAGGAGAGGUGUUCAGGGUGGCUAGAGCUCAAACUCUUAUCGCACUUUGCAGUACUGUUCCCGGAUACUGGUUCACAGUUGCAUUUAUCGAUAUCAUCGGUCGUUUCGCAAUCCAACUCAUGGGAUUCUUCUUUAUGACGGUUUUCAUGUUCGCUCUCGCUAUUCCUUACCACCACUGGACGUUACACGACAACCGUAUCGGCUUCAUCAUCAUGUACUCAUUGACGUUUUUCUUUGCUAACUUUGGUCCUAACGCCACCACUUUCGUCGUACCUGCUGAAAUCUUUCCGGCUAGGCUCAGGUCCACUUGCCACGGUAUCUCUGCAGCCGCCGGCAAAGCAGGCGCGAUAGUUGGUGCUUAUGGAUUUCUGUACGCUUCUCAGAGCUCCGACCCUAAGAAGACUGACGCCGGUUAUCCACCAGGUAUUGGAAUCAGGAACUCGCUUAUCGUUCUUGGUGUGGUCAACUUCUUAGGGAUGGUGUGCACGUUUUUAGUCCCGGAACCAAAUGGGAAAUCGCUUGAAGAAAUGUCUGGUGAGAAUGAGGAGGAUGAAGUCGAGCAGACUACAACUCACCGAACUGUUCCUGUUUGAUUUGGAACUGUUACACAACUACGAGCUUUCAAGAAACUGAUGUACUUUUGUUGGAUACGCAUGUUUGCUUUAUGAAUUAGGAAAAGAUUCAUAAAGGUCGCCAAUGAUACCAUCUUGUUUUGUUUGUAUGUCGUAACAUGCCUACGUAAUUAUUAGUUUGUUUCUCAUGUUCUAUUUUUGUAUUGUAAACUUGUAACAAUUUGAUAAAGUUGUAAGAAUUUUGUUUUAAAAUACAAUGAUAAUGAUAAGAGAAAUUAAAUAUUA
Lactuca sativa (garden lettuce) is the source of this 2081-nucleotide messenger RNA. Its product is annotated as low affinity inorganic phosphate transporter 1. Gene Ontology annotation, cellular component: membrane. The record is from RefSeq and is a predicted model, not a curated record. Gene Ontology annotation, biological process: phosphate ion transport; transmembrane transport. NCBI's taxonomy places the organism in Eukaryota, Viridiplantae, Streptophyta, Magnoliopsida, Asterales, Asteraceae. Gene Ontology annotation, molecular function: phosphate transmembrane transporter activity.